AUGGUAAACCGAAAAUGGAUUUUCGUGUUCAUUCAACUCUUGUUAAUCGCCUCCGUUCGUGCUGAUGACGAAGAUUUUGGUGACGAAGCAGAAGAUAUCGCUAUAGUUAGCGACCAGGAAAAGUUCGUUCCAUCGUUGUUUGUGGCUCCAAAACUGAGCGAAAAGUCGACCCCUAACUUCUUCGAUUACUUCCCAGUUGGAGCGAGAAUCGGCCAAACUUGGAUUAAGAGUCUGGCCAAGAAGGACGGCGUCGAUUCUGACAUUGCCAAGUACAACGGAGAAUGGAGCAUUGGGGCACCAUCCAAAGUGGCGAUUGAAGGAGAUCUCGGACUUAUUGUGAAGACAAAGGUGAGCACUGCACUUCUUAUUUCAAUGAAUACGGCCUCUACGUUUUCUCAACAAAAGCGGAAAUAUCUUGUGCUUUCCACUUCUGCUAAUGAGGUCCAUAUGACCUAGACCACACUUCACCCUUUUCACUUCAAUCCACGAGUGAAGAGGAUUUAUCGUUGGCUGAAUGAACGAUAACUCACUUGCAAACAAAAUUUUAACGCUUUAUUUUAUUUUGUGUGAUUUCGUAUUUCAGGCACGUCAUCACGCAAUCGCAGCCAAGCUUGAUACUCCGUUCAAGUUCGACUCCGACAAGUUUGUCGUGCAAUAUGAUGUCAAAUUCCAAGAAGGACAAGAGUGUGGAGGCGGAUACCUGAAACUGUUGAGCGAGGGCGCCGAGAAGGAUCUGGCCAAUUUCCAGGACAAGACCCCGUACACCAUCAUGUUCGGCCCGGACAAGUGUGGAGCCACCGGACAACUGCAUCUCAUCUUCCGCUACCGCAAUCCAGUGAACGGAACUAUCUCGGAGUACCACGCAAAGCAGCCGACGACUAUUGGUACCACGUACUGGGAUGAUCACAAUACUCACAUGUACACUCUUGUUGUGAAAUCAACCGGGGAGUACACUGUCAGCGCUGACGGAAAGAGUCUGUACUACGGAAACAUGCUCUCGGUGAGUGGUGGAAUCACCAAUAGCUUUCACACUUUUCGUAUUUCAGGACGUCUCGCCAUCGCUGACUCCACCAAAGGAAAUUCACGAUGAAACCGAUCUGAAGCCAGAGGACUGGGACGAGCGCGAACAAAUUGACGAUGAGACCGCUGUGAAACCAGAAGAUUGGGACGAGAAUGAGCCGCAGAGCAUUGUGGACGAAUCCGCCACGAAGCCGUCCGAUUGGAAUGAAGAUGAGCACGAACUUAUUCCAGACCCGGAGGCACAAAAACCAGCUGAUUGGGAUGAGGAUAUGGAUGGAACGUGGGAAGCUCCACUCAUCGACAACCCAGUUUGCAAAGGACUCAGCGGAUGUGGUCAAUGGAGCGCACCGACCAUCAAGAAUCCAAAGUACAGAGUAAGUAAAUCGAUGAAAAGUUUUCUCAUGUUAACCGGGCCAUUCUUCUUUUUUCUUCACGGCACCCUAACUUGGAAAUAGGAAAUUUAUUCGCGCGUGAUACCUUACCGUAUUUUCCGUCCUGAUUAGCUUUUCAAAUCAACUGAAAAACGGUUUUUCCAGCCGUUCUAGGUCAAAUCUUGUGAAUUUGAAAAUUGUUUAGAUUUUCCAAGCUCUGACCGACUACGGGUGGAAAAAUCGACUCCCCGUCGGUUUUGAAAGCUAUUCAGAGAUGAAAAAACGUGAGGGCGACACGUGCGACUAAAAUUCCAAUUUCCAACAUAGGGUGCCGUGAUAUGAACUGAAAGUGCGGAUACUUCUGGUUCAUUGAAGAAUGGCCUAUAUGAUCUAGACCGACCACUUCACCCUUUUCGCUUCAAUCCACGGGCGACGAGGAUUUACCGUUGGUACAAUUCCUAAAACAUCAAUACUCAUCUAUUGCUUCAUUUUGAUCAACAAUUUGGUAAUUGUAGGGAAAGUGGGUCCGUCCGAAGAUUGCCAACCCGGCCUUCAAAGGAAAAUGGGCUCCGAGACUCAUCGACAAUCCAAACUACUUCGAGCCGAAGCCAUUCGCUGGCCUUGCUCCAAUCACUGCUGUCGGAAUAGAACUGUGGACGAUGAGCGAGAACAUUCUGUUCGGUUGGUCACCAUUUCACUGAAUUUAACUGAAUCAAUGUCUUUCUUUCAGAUAACAUUCUGAUCACCUCUUCCGAAGAGGACGCAUCGGACAUUGCCAAGCAAACUUUCUUCAUAAAACAGACGGAAGAGUACCGAUUGGCUGCCGCUUCUGGAAGCGUUUCUGGAUUCCUUCAGCAGAUCAUCGACGCGACGAACGAGAAACCGUGGCUAUGGGCUGUCUACAUUCUCUGUGUUCUCCUUCCGGUCAUCGCCAUCGGCGUUUUCUGUUUCGGAAAACAGUCAAAGGCGACUCCAAACUUUGCAAAGAAGACCGACGCAUACUCCCAAGACGACGAUCAUGUCCCGAACUUGGUAGAUGACGACGAGGAGGAGGUGAUUGAGGAAGAGGAGGAAUACGACCAGCCAGGAACAUCAGGCACUCAGAAUCAACCACUCAUCGAUGAUAACGAGGAGGAAAAACAGCCAGGAUCAGCUUCGUCCAAAAGCGAGGCUUCUGCUUCAUCGAGUGCCGCGGAAGAGGAGGAAGAGCCGCAUGUGGUGCACGAGAACGAGCCAGUUGUGCCAACUGAAGAGCUCGCCAGAAAGAGCCCAAAGAGCAACGCAGGCGGAGCUAAACGCCGUACCGCUCGCCGAGGAGAUUAA
Molecule: messenger RNA, 2714 nt
Organism: Caenorhabditis sp. 36 PRJEB53466
Lineage: Eukaryota; Metazoa; Nematoda; Chromadorea; Rhabditida; Rhabditidae
Source: the annotation of a GenBank genome assembly